AUGCAACACUGCAUGGUCACAGCUGUUAGCAGCCUGGAACAACGCCUGAGUGCGGUUCCGAGGCUGUCCUUCCUCCAGCCAGGACGUACGGAUGUGAGCAGUAAGGAGCUGGCUGGUGUGCCUGGGCAUUUUAAAUGCAAAAGAGAUGAGACUCCGACGCUGAGCACAUCUACUACCUGUGGGUCUCCUGAAGUAACAUUUAAUUAUUUAGGUCAGCACCAGUCUGGGGCCGCCAGGACCACACAGCCAGCUGUGAGGGGCCUGGCCCCGUCCACCCCUGGGCAAGCAGCCCCUGAAUGGAACAGGACCUGGCACCAACCAGGGGGUGGGCAGCUGAGCCUUGCAGUCGUCUCACGGCAGCUGGCCCACCACGGCAGAGGAGCCCGCAGCAGAGCGCAUGGAGGGUGCUCCGUGUCUCCACGGGAUGCCUCCUCCAUCGGCCUCUUCUGCAAGUCUCAACCGGCGGACACCGUCCUGAAGGCCGGCGGACACCUGCGGGAAUCUCACCUUCCUUGUCCUUCGGAAAUCGGGAACUCGAGGGAGAGGACUUCUCUGGGGGGCCAGCGGUUAGGGCUCUGCGUUCCCACUGCCGGGCCGGGAGCUAGGACAGCGCAGGCAGCGUGGCCAAAAACCAGAAGGAAAGCCGCGGGGUGGGGUCUCGACUCUCCGCCGGCCCUCUCGCCCCGACUUGGCUCCGCUCUCUGCGCGUCUCCCCCGGCGCGGGGAGCCGCGGGCCGCCCUCAGCUCUGCGGGCCGCGCACGCGUCCAGGUAGGAAACCAAAUGCCCGUCUCCGCGCCUCGCCGCCGCCCGCGUCUUUCCAGGCCGUCCCGGAGCCGCCCCAGAGGUUGCCUUGUCUGAGGCGGGAGCAGACGCAGCCUUCUGUCCCUCCCGCGUGGGGGCGGGGGAACGCGCUCUCCGCAGGAGGGCUUGCGGGCCUCGGACCGGCCCGCGCCGGCAGCUCGCGGUGCCCUCCUCCCGCACCUCGGGCUCUGCCCACUCGGGACGCGCUCCCGCCGCCUGGGGGUGCCCUGACCCCGCGCUGCCCCUCAAGCCCACCCGCGCCUCUGAAAAGCCUCCCUGUGUCAAAACAGUCUUACUUAGAUUCUUUCAGUGGGUCCUCCGCUUCCUGUCGCGACCGUGGCACAUAUGACCGCGUUUCCCGUUAG
Messenger RNA from Rangifer tarandus platyrhynchus (Svalbard reindeer), 1167 nucleotides. Lineage: Eukaryota; Metazoa; Chordata; Mammalia; Artiodactyla; Cervidae. The record is from the annotation of a GenBank genome assembly.